AUGGCCGACAAGGGCAAGGGCACUGCGCGGGAGCCUCCUAAUCCGUCACCGGCCUUCAACGUCGACAUGCUGCAGCAGAUGAUCGCUGCUCUGCAACUCGUCGUCGACCGUGACGAAGAUCGGCGUUUGUGGGACGCAGUCGGGCCCACGCCUCCCGACCCCUCCAUAAGCUCAGAUUAUGAGGAGAUGGGGCCCACGGAUAACCAGGUACAAUCCGGUGCCAGCGUGCAGCAGAAUCCUCUGCCGGCGUCCUCUCAACCCGCUCGCGAUCCUGCAGCUUUCCCUGUGUCGCCGCCUUUGAUUCCUCGCCCGGCUUCUCCAACGCCGCACGCUCAACCUCAACGUCCGCAUGCUCGUGGUCCACCCGAUGUUAACGACCAUGGUGGUCGCUACGGCAAUGACACGCACGACGGCCAUGAUCCUCCCUCUCUCGCGUCUCCUGCAGAUAGCCGGGUAUGGGUCGCCGGCCAAAGUAUCUCACUGCCGAUGAGAAACGCGCGGCAAAGCGGGAGCAGCAAGCCAACUACGCAAGCACACGGCCGCGCAAAACGGACCUCGCUGAAGCGCGUCGCCUAUGCCACCCGCAUCGGUCAUUAUGCGAGCCCAUUUUGGAGGCAGAUAGCCGGUAUCCCUCCAAAGAUUCAGGCCACGGCGCGCGCCCCAUUUUGUACCCUCGCAACAUCGUUGGACAUACCGGAUCUCGGCUUGUACAUCGUGCCAUACGUCCUCAGCUUGCCGACACCCUUGUUCUCCCCGCAUCCUCCCAUGGACCCCGAUGAAGCCUUCUUUGCCCCGAUCCCCGAGGACUCAGAUGAGCCUACCGAUGAGGAAAUCCCUCUAGUGCUCAAUUCUGGUCAAUACCGUCGCUAUCGGAGCGAGGGAAGCAGGCGAUAUGGAGAGUGGAUGAAUCAGAGUGUCGAUGUCGAGCUUACUAUCACCAAUGCUACUAGGGAGCUCGAAGCGCGUAUUGCUGGUUGGGAGAAGUCAACGGGCACAGAACAGCAGAACGACGCCGUGAAGAAUGUUGCACGAAGCUCAGGCUUCGAGAAUGUUGGAAAUUCCGAUGCAUCGAAGCCAGACUCUGGUUCUCAAUCGCCUGAGAAAGGCAAAGGGAAACAGAGACUCGACGAAGAACUAUUCGCCGAUCCGAUUGUUUCGGGUCAACCGAUCGACUUCUCCUCUUUGCCGGUCCACGAAUUAAUCGGUGGGCUUCCCCUCACCGAAUUCGUUCCUUUUGCUGAAAAGAUGAACUCUAUUCACGCGCCGCUGACCGCCUCACCUUUAUCCUACAUGGAAUCGCUCGAUCUGGACAUUGCGAAGAGGAUUAAGGCUCGAUCGAUCGGUUUCUCUUACCUUCAGAGAGACUUGUACUCCCUACCAGCUCAGAUUUCUAUGGAAGGCUUCAAGCGAAAGGAAACUAGAGCUUGGAAAGAAAUCUUUGAUAAGCUGGAUAGCUUCAUUACGCUUCCUAGUGUUCUGUACAACGAGGACGGGCACGUCGUAGCUAUCCGACCCGAUGAGCACACUUACCUGUGGCUCAAACGAAAGCUCAGCAGUUACUUUUACAAUGCUGCCGGACUUCUGAAUGGUCAACUGUACGAAGUCCCGAACGUUCCCGUAUUCGACAAAGACGGGCUCGAUCCUAGUGUAGCAUACACUCCGCAUGACUACCAAAUUCUCUGUGCAUGCUACCGGGACGAGGUGGAGACCGUGCUAAAGUACUUCACUAGGAUCGCAAAGAUUUUUCCGUCUGGAGUCGAGGAGGAGGAAGAGGAAGCCCCUAAGCCUCCUGAACGACCUAAGGGAGCUGGUUCGUCGAUUUCGCAAGCAGGAGGUGUCGUGAAGCGGAGGAACGACGACCAGCUCGACCGACUCGACGGAUGA
Molecule: messenger RNA, 1884 nt
Organism: Rhodofomes roseus
Lineage: Eukaryota; Fungi; Basidiomycota; Agaricomycetes; Polyporales; Fomitopsidaceae
Exons: 8
Coding region: 1-1884 (627 amino acids)
Source: RefSeq, a predicted model, not a curated record